GCAACCAGUUCAGUAUCGCGCACCUCGCGAUUCUGCUGGAGUGGAGCAGAAAGUAGCGUCACUUUCUUCAUCGUCACAAGGAACAGAACCAGAGUGACAGCUUUCAAACGUCCAGUUCUUCGUUUACAAUGUCGUUUCAAACACUUAUUGAAUAGACAUAACUAUUUUUUGUUAUUCUUCUACUUUGUUUUGACUCUCGAAAGCGGAGAUGAAGUACUGGCGGCAGUGCGCAUUGUGGCUGAUAAACUGCAAGGUGCUUCCUCCGACCCAUCGGGUAACCGGGGACAGUGCCCAGGUAUUUGACUUGGCUCAGACGCUCCGGGAUGGGGUGCUGCUCUGUCAGCUGCUCAACAACUUGAAACCACACACCAUCAACCUGAAGGAGAUUAACCUUAGACCACAGAUGUCUCAGUUCCUCUGCUUGAAGAAUAUCCGGACCUUCCUGACAUCCCUCUGUGAGGUGUUUGGGAUGAAGAAGACUGAUCUGUUCGAGGCCUUUGAUCUGUUUGAUGUCCGGGACUUUGGAAAGGUGAUGGAUACUCUGUCCAUGCUUUCUUACUCCACGGUCGCACAACAGGCAGGAAUCAAGCCCUUUCCAACAGAGGAGAGUCUGAAAGACGAGGAUAUUUACAGUCAUCUGAAGGACCUGAUUGAUGAGAACGUUCUAGAGGAUGAGGAAGAGUUGUAUGCUCCAGUCUACGGGUUGGAUGACACCGAUGAAGGAGGAGAGAUCUAUGAAGACCUGAUGAGGACUGAACAGCACCCUACACUGAAGCAGGCUGAGAAUGUUAGAAGCUGCUGCCUCUCAGAGAUCAAACAAACAGAGGAGAGAUACACAGAGACCCUGGAGUCUAUAGAGAAGUACUUUUUGAAUCCACUGAAGAAAUUUUUCACUGCGUCAGAAAUCGACAAGGUUUUCAUCAACAUCCCUGACCUGGUGAAAGUCCAUAAGAGUCUGAUGGUGGAGGUGCAAGAGUCCAUUCUCAACAAGAACGCCUUAAACCUCUACCAGGUCUUCAUUGCCUAUAAGGACAGGCUACUCAUUUAUGGAAUCUACUGCAGCCACGUUGAGAUAUCCAUCACAGUGUUGGACUUUAUUUGUAAGGAGAAAGAGGACGUACGACUAAAGCUAGAGGAAUGUUCUAAAAGAGCCAACAAUGGGAAGUUCACUCUGAGAGAUCUACUGGUUGUUCCCAUGCAGAGAGUCCUCAAGUACCAUCUCCUACUACAGGAGCUGGUCAAACACACCCCCGACGCAGCCGACAAGAACAACCUGAAGAUGGCUCUGGAUGCCAUGAAGGACUUGGCUCAGUAUGUCAACGAGGUGAAGAGAGACAAGGAGACUCUGAAGGAGAUCAACCAGUAUCAACGCUCCAUCGAGAACCUGAACCAGCCCCUGGAGAGCUACGGACGGCCCAAGGGGGACGGAGAGGUCCGAAUGGUGUCUAAUGUUGACAAGAAGAAACAGGACAGACAUAUCUUCCUGUUUGACGGGGCUGUGAUCGUCUGUAAGAGACGAGGAGACAACUAUGAGAUGAAGGAUGUGAUCGAUCUCAACUACUUUAAGAUCACCAACAACCCCACCCAGGAUAGAGAGAGCAAGAAGUGGUUCUAUGGUUUCUACCUGACCCAUCAGCAGGGGCAGAGCGGCUUUGAGUUCUUCUUCAAGACCAAGGAGCUGAAGAAGAAGUGGCUGGACCAGUUUGACAUGGCAAUAUCCAACAUCAGACCAGAGAACUCCAGUAACAACUUCCACCAGUUCAGGAUGCAUACCUUCAUCAGAAUCACUACCUGUAGCUCCUGUCACCUGCUCCUCAGGGGUAUCUUCAACCAGGGCUAUCUCUGUCUGAAGUGUGGACUCGGAGCUCAUAAGGAAUGCCUGGGUAGAGUGGGUGUCUGUGGAAGAACUGAUUCUGCCAAGCUGAGGCCUGAGAGGGCUCCGACGGUGCGGAAACAACCAGACCCAGGUCUCCCUAGGAUGCUGGUGAUCAGAGACUACUGUGGCAUCCCCUCUCCCCAGAGUGCCCCCCCGUUGACCAUCCAUGCUGGGGACAUCAUCGAGCUCAUCUGUGCCGACCUACACAGCUCCUGGUGGCAGGGCAAGAUCUUGGCGACGAGAGAGAUUGGUUCCUUUCCCAGCGAUGCCGUUAGGCCAUGCCCAUGUGUACCCAAACCAGUGGAUUAUUCAGCCCAGCUGUGGUUUGCAGGGCCAAUGGAGAGGCAGGAGGCGACGGUAAAGCUGAUGGACAGAGAGAACAGCACCUACCUGAUCAGACACCGGACCAGAGAGUCUAACGAGUAUGCCAUCAGUAUCAAGUUCAACGACGAAGUCAAACACAUCAAGAUCCUGACAAAGAAUGAAUGCUUUUACAUCGCAGAGACCAGGUUGUUUAAGACUGUGUUGGACCUGGUCGACUACUACAAGCAGCAUUCUCUGAGAGAGGGCUUCAAGAGUCUGGACACAACACUGCAGGUACCAUUCAGGGAGCCAAGCAACGGGAACAACAUGCCCCAAGGCAUCCGGCUCACUGGCACUGUGUUCUCUCCCAGGGUGGUGGGCAUCGCGUUGGCACGCUACGACUUCAGCUCCAGAGACACCAGAGAGCUGUCUCUACAAGAGGGAGACUUAGUCAAGAUCUACACCAAGAUGGCUAACGGCUGGUGGAAGGGAGAGGUCAACGGCAGGGUGGGCUGGUUCCCCUCUACAUAUGUGGAAGAGGAAGACUGAGCUGGUUGAUUAAACCUCAGCUCUCAGGUGACACGGCUAUAGCCCACUCUGCACUAUGGCUCCAGACAUCCUCCAGGUUGUAGAGCCACAGCAUCCUGGCACUCUGAUAGAACUCAGACAAGACAAAAGCCCCAAGCCAGACAGAUGGAAGUAGGAAAUGCCCUCUAUCCUCAUCCAUCCUCACCCUACCUCACCCAUCCUCAACACCCCUCUCCUCACCUCACCCAUCCUCCUCAACACACCCCUCCUCACCUCUCCCAUCCUCACCCCACCCCACCUCAGCCCUCCCCUCCCAUCCUCACCCCUCCUCACCCUUCCUAACCCCUCUCCACCUCAUCCCCUCCUCACCUCACCCAUCUUCACCCCUCCCCAACUCAUCCCCUCCUCACCCCACCCACCCAUCGCUCACCCCUCCCUACCUCAUCCCCUCCUCACUCAUCCCAUCCUCACCCCUCCUCACCCCUCACCCAUCCUCACCCCUCCCCACCUCAUCCCAUCUUCACCCCUCCCCACCUCAUCCCAUCUUCACCCCCCCACCUCAUCCCCUCCUCACCCAUCCCAUCCUCACCCCUCCCCACCUCAUCCCCUCCACCCUUCCUCACACCUUCUCUCCUCUCCCAUCCCCUCCUCACCUCAUCCCUCCUUAUGACCAGCACUGUUUUAUUCUGACUGCACUAUAGACUCCAGACUUAAAGUAGAGACAGUCCCUCCCUGGUUGAGAGUCAAACUUGAUGAAGCUGGUCUUCUCUUACCUUGUGUUGUUAUUGAUAACAUCAUUGGUUAGUCUGACAGAUUAGUCAAUUAUUAAACACUCUUGGCACGAAAGCAAGAGAUUUCUCUGCUUUUCUACACCCACAGUGUUUGAAGACUGUACACAAUGUUGAAGACUUGUUUUGUUGUGCUAAAAUGAUUCCAUUAUGUGACCGGUAUGCUCCCCUUAUAUACAAUGAGUUCCAAAAGUAUUGGGACAGUGAUAUUUGCAUCUGCAUCGCUUGCUGUUUGGGGUUUUAAGGCUGGGUUUCUGUACAGCACUUUGUGACAUCGGCUGACGUGAAAAGGGCUAUGUAAAUACAUUUGAUUGGUCGAUUGAUUUGUUGCUGUUGUUUUGGCUCUGUACUUUAACACUUUGGAUUUUAAAUGAAACCAUGACUGAGGUUCAAUUGCAGACUGUCAGCUUUAAUUUUAGGGUAUUUUCAUCCAUAUCAGGUGAAGCUUUUUUUGACACAAUACAUUAUUUAUCAUUCAUUUCUAUUGGGCACAAAUUAAUCUGAAACACAACCAAAGCAAACAGCAAAUGCAUCCAACAAAUGUGUAGUAGAGUCACAAGCUUGACGUUGCCAUUACUGUGCUAUGAAUAUGGGACCAAAUACUACACCUUCUACUACUUUAAUACACAUAUAAGUGAAUUUGUCCCAAUACUUUUGGUCCAAUAAAAUGGGGGGGGGGAGACUAUGUAGAAAAAGUGCUGUAAUUUCUAAACAGUUUAUCCGAUACGAUUGCAAAAUACCCUCAAAUUAAAGCUGACAGUCUGCAAUUUAACCUCAUUGUAUUUGUUUUGAAAUCCAAAGUGCUGGAGAACAGAGUAAAAAUAACAAAAAAUGUGUUACUGUCCCAAUACUUUUGGAGAUCACUGUAUGACAUUACCUGUUUCCUGUAUAACAGGGUACCCCCCCCUCGAAAAAAAAUGUUAAAUAUUUUUAAAAUUGUUGGAUAUUAAAAAAAACUAUAAAAACACCAGCAAAUCAAAUGAUGUUAUUUUAUCUAUUCCAAACUAUUCCCCAUAAUCGAGAGAAAUAUGUGAUCGUAUAUACAAAUGUAAAAGUGAUAAAGUGUUUGUCAAAUAUG
This is a messenger RNA of Oncorhynchus kisutch (coho salmon), 4573 nucleotides long. Its product is annotated as guanine nucleotide exchange factor VAV3. The record is from RefSeq and is a predicted model, not a curated record. Gene Ontology annotation, cellular component: cytoplasm; plasma membrane. Gene Ontology annotation, biological process: intracellular signal transduction; cell migration; regulation of GTPase activity. NCBI's taxonomy places the organism in Eukaryota, Metazoa, Chordata, Actinopteri, Salmoniformes, Salmonidae. Gene Ontology annotation, molecular function: protein binding; guanyl-nucleotide exchange factor activity. Bases 209 to 2728 code for a protein of 839 amino acids. The transcript has 27 exons.